GAAAUUAUAGGAAUAGGAAUCGUUUUUUAAUCUUAAAAUGAUUUUUUUUGCCUUGAAAGUAAACUAGGAAGACCCCUAAUCAUCGGCAUGUCCUUGUAUAAAUGAUUGAUCUCUCAUUUGCUUUCAGUAUUCAACAUCACAUUCUACAUCCAUCGAUCGUGAAAAUACAAUGGCCUCAUUGAAGAUCCCCGCUCAGGUUCCUUCUCCAUCAGAUGAUAGUGAACAAUUGCGAAAAGCUUUUCAAGGGUGGGGAACGAAUGAAGGCUUGAUUAUAUCAAUCCUAGCUCAUAGAAAUGCAGCUCAGCGUAAGUUGAUUCGCGAAACUUAUGCACAAACCCAUGGAGAAGAUCUUCUUAAAGAUUUGGACAAAGAACUUUCAAGUGAUUUUGAGAAAGUUGUGCUGUUGUGGACAUUGGAUCCUGCUGAGCGUGAUGCCUUUUUAGCUAAUCAAGCAACUAAGACUUCAGGCAAUUCGAUCAUAGCGGAAAUUGCUUCCACAAGAUCUUCACUCGACCUUCUUAAGGCAAAGCAAGCUUACCAUGCCCGUUUCAAAAAGUCUCUUGAAGAAGAUGUUGCCCAACAUACUUCUGGUGACAUCCGCAGGCUUUUGGUUCCUCUUGUGGGCAUAUUGCGUUAUGAGGGGGAUGAGGUGAACAUGACCUUGGCAAAAUCUGAAGCUAAAGUGCUUCAUGAGAAGAUUGCUGAGAAGGCUUACAAUGAUGAGGACCUGAUUAGGAUUGUAACAACAAGAAGUAAAGCACAGUUAAAUGCAACUUUGAACCACUAUAACAAUGACUUUGGGAAUGACAUAGACAAGGAUCUGGAAAAUGGUUCUGAAGAUCAAUAUCUGAAAAUAUUGAGGGCAGCAAUUAAGGGCUUGACCUACCCUGAGAAAUAUUUUGAGGAACUCUUACGGUUGGCUUUAAACAAGAUGGGAACUGAUGAAAAUGCCCUUACUAGAGUGGUGUCAACUAGAGCUGAGGUUGAUUUGCAGCGAAUUGCAGAGGAAUACCAAAAAAGAAACAGUGUUCCUCUGGACCGUGCAAUUGACAACGACACUUCUGGUGACUAUCAGAAAAUUCUUGUGGCACUGUUGGGACGUGAUGAGUAGAGUUCUUACUCUGUCUAGUAGUCAUGAGAUGGCUGUUUAGCCUAUCUGCUUUCCCUUCAUCAUCAGCUUGAUUUUGUUGUGGAUCUCUGGAUAGCUGGAUAGUUUACAGAAUUUGAUGACUUUGUUGGUAACAUGGUUGUGAGAUGUAUGAGUUAUCCCAGUGGCUUUAAAUAAUACAGUAUGUUUUGAAUAUGGUCUGAAAUUCAAAACAGAACUUUGCCUCCUUAAAUAAAGAUACAUAAUUAUCUUAUUUCUGAA
Messenger RNA from Trifolium pratense (red clover), 1369 nucleotides. RefSeq names its product annexin D2. The coding region runs from base 170 to 1111 and encodes 313 amino acids. The transcript has 5 exons. NCBI's taxonomy places the organism in Eukaryota, Viridiplantae, Streptophyta, Magnoliopsida, Fabales, Fabaceae. The record is from RefSeq and is a predicted model, not a curated record. Gene Ontology annotation, molecular function: calcium ion binding; calcium-dependent phospholipid binding. Gene Ontology annotation, cellular component: cytosol; cytoplasm.